UGUAUAUAGUUGGCAACGGUACAAAAGGCUUAUGUGUGAAAACAAGUACACGAUUUAGACAAAUUAUUAUAUAUAUAUAUACAUACAUAUUGUAUAUAUAUUCGUAGUAAUAAUUAUAACAACAAGAAAAAAAUGUGUGACGUUAAUGAAAUAGUAAGAAUCGUAAUCAGUAAAGAAAGAAAAAAUUUGUCGCCGUAAUUUUUCAUUGUGAAUGUUAUCGGUAAGCUAGCGUGUAUAUAUAUAUAUGUAUAUAUAUAUAUAUACACACACACAGCACACACACUCGUAUGCAUACACAUAUCGGAAAUAUUAUCUCAGAAAUAAUAUUUAGAAAAGAGAAGAGAGAAGAGGAGAAAAGGAAAGAAGUCUACAAGUAUAAAUAAUGGGAUUAGUCGGCUAAUGGGGUAAAAAGAAGACGAUGAAAAAAGAUAUCGUUAACGCAUAAGAAAGAAAUUUUGUAAAUUAAAAAUCUAUAAAGAAUGUAAAUGUGAAAGGAAAAAAAAAUAUACGAGGUUGAUAAGAACGAGAAAUUUUUAAUGGACAGAUGCAGUGCCAAAUAGUGAUAAUAUGCCUUUUGUAUGUGGGGGUGGUGUAUGCACGUACAGAAGAAGAUCAACAGGCAUCGAGUAGUUCCAAUACCAACGGAAUUACAGAAAUUUUUUCAGGACUUUCGGAACAAUGUUUUUAUCGGCCACCAUCCGAUUGUCCUGACUUAAACGUCGAUUGUCCAUGUAAGAAAAUUAAUCUAUCGCGCAAUUACGAAAGUGACGCAGUACUUUGUUGCAAUUUAGAUAAUCAUACUCUCAAAUAUGGUUUCUCAUGCGUUGGAUUUCAAUCAAAUAUAUCUUAUGUUCAUAUUCGUAAUGCUACCUUGGACAUAUUUGAUGCCACAGAAACACGAUGGAGAAGUUUAAAGUCACUUGCCAUAACCGAUGGAAGAAUAAAUCGUGUCAAGGGGCAAUUCCUCAUAUUGGCACCAAUGUUAUGUUUGAAUCUUUCAAACAAUGCUCUAAUCGAAGUAGACAAUAAUUCAUUAAUUAGAUUAGCACAACUUACUACUUUGGAUUUAUCUUAUAAUAAUUUAACGCAUUUACCUGCACUGAAUACAAUGAAUGGUAGAGAAUUUUGGCUUGACAUUUCUGGAACUAAUACUCUCUGGUGUCAUGACAUUUAUCAAUAUAUCAAUAAAACAGGAGAGAAACAAAUUAAUUUUAAUAGGGAAAAUGAAACAGUAUGUUCUGCAAGUAAAACAUGGCAUUGGUUUAAUACUACAGAACAAGUACCAUUGCAACAAGUGCGUUAUCUUAGUCUGUUGCAGACAGAAUGUCCAAAAGGUGAUACUUGGCAAUGUCAAUGUAAUUUUAGAAGAUUAGAUAUAGUCGAAGGAAAACCACCUACAUUAGCAGUAAAUGUGGAUUGUAGUGGGAUACAAUUAACAGAAUUACCGGACAAAUUACCACGCAACACGAUAGCACUAAAUGUUUCUUACAAUAAUAUCACAGUAUUAGAUGAUUUGAGUACCAAUCCAUGUUAUGAAGAUAUACGUGAAUUUUAUGCUGACUAUAAUAAUAUAUCAUCAAUCAAUAAAUUAGAAGGUUCCAAAUUUUUAGACAAUUAUGCACUACUCAGUUUAAGAUACAAUAAAAUUAAAUCGCUUCCAACUUAUAUUUUAAGUCUUAAUGUGCAUGAUAAAAGUUUUGUAAGUUCUCGAUUAGUUAAACUUGGUGGAAAUGAAUUGCAUUGUGAUUGUAAUACCGCUAAAUAUUUAAAGGUGUGGUUGCAAACACGUAUAUUAGAUUCAGAUGAAGUUUUAUGCGAAAAUGUAAAAGAAAAGGUGGUUGAUUUAGAGCCAUCAAAAAUGUGUGUCUAUCCUGGAGAUUGGACUGAUUAUAUUUAUUACAUAAUUGCUACUGAAGUGAUAUUAUUGAUAAGUCUGAUAGCUAAAGUUUCUUAUGAUUAUUGGGUAUUUAAAACUGCUGGUUAUUUGCCAUGGCCAGCCAAUAAGAUGCCAAAGCUGCCUUGUGAUUGGCUAUGUGAAACGUAAAAGAAUAUUAUAUUGAUAAUUAUAAA
Vespa mandarinia (Asian giant hornet) is the source of this 2070-nucleotide messenger RNA. It is a transcript of the gene hfw, whose product is annotated as leucine-rich repeat domain-containing protein hfw. The record is from RefSeq and is a predicted model, not a curated record. NCBI's taxonomy places the organism in Eukaryota, Metazoa, Arthropoda, Insecta, Hymenoptera, Vespidae. Gene Ontology annotation, molecular function: protein binding.